Molecule: messenger RNA, 2046 nt
Organism: Brettanomyces nanus
Lineage: Eukaryota; Fungi; Ascomycota; Pichiomycetes; Pichiales; Pichiaceae
Exons: 2
Coding region: 1-2046 (681 amino acids)
Source: RefSeq, a predicted model, not a curated record
AUGUUGGAUAAAUCUAAGCGUGAAAGGGUACAUACUCCGGGCUUUGUUUUCCCCGAUAUAGAAGACUCUUCUCUAUCCUCUCCCUCUCCUACAUGGCUAGCCAAUUUCGAUCCUCCCUUGGAUAUUCCUUUGGCUGUUCAAGAGAUGGACUCUGCCAUUCGUAAGAUUUCCACUCAUGUUACCCCAAAUCAGCCUGUUAAACAUCUCAAGAUUAUUAUACACUGUUCCCCUUAUAAUCGCUGCAUCCAGACUGCCGAGUUGUUGCUAAACCAUAUACUCAAAUUACCUCAAUUUAACCCUACAAAUUGCAAGGUUACCAGAAGGUUACGCAUAGAUCAGGCAUUGUCUGAGUGGUUAAGUGAAAACUUUAACCUAAACUACUUACCUCCCAAUGAUGAUGGCUAUUCUAUGAUUAACAACAUCAACACAUAUUUAAACACUCCAGUUCCUGCUGAUUCCGACCCUCAUUCUCCUCUGGACGGUACGACUAAACAGCAAAUGCUCAAAAUCAAAGAUCCUGUUUGGAGUUACAAUCAACUAGGCCACUGUGGAGAUUAUGGUGAACCUCCUCUGGAUUUUAAAAGCCGUUGCUUCGACUAUCUGACGUCGCUAUUACAAUAUUACUAUCGUUCUCAGUCUUAUGAAGCCGAUAAAGAGACUGUUGUGUUUGUCAUUUCUCACGGUUCAGUUAUCUCCACCCUAUUGCAGAUGCUCCUCAAUAGACCUGUGUUCAAUGAGAUUCCUCUCUGUACUCCUGUCUAUUUCAAACAGUCAGACCGCAAGCGUACCGUAUUCAGCCUUAUGGACUACAACUUCAAUUUGAACAAAAUUCUAACUUUCUCUUCCGAUGUGGAGUUGUUUAGGUUACUUCGUACUCCUAUAGAUAUGAGUAUGAUCAACUUUGAGGAUUCAUCCAACGAAUUGGCUAUUGGAACUAUGGAUUAUACCACUAUCAUUCAAAGCCCCCCUCAACAUGGUCGUUCUCGUUCUCGUUCUUCUUCUCGAUCGAAGAGCUCUGAACGAAAACGCAGAAGUAACACCAUUAGUUUAGGCCAGCCUAUCAAUUCUGGUGAUCAACUUAAUGAGUCGGAAAAGGCCUCUUUGAGGCAGACAAGGUCUUCCAAACAGUUACAUUUGAUGAACAGAAGUGAAGAUAGCCGUCUGAUUGAUAUGGAUAAACUUGCAAGCUACUUUGAGAACUUUUCGGAUUCUUCCGGUUCCGGAUCUGAAGACGACUUUGAAGAUGUCGACAAUGAAGCAUGGGAUAAUCAUAGCUCUGAAGUAUCAUCCAUUGCCCCAGCUCCUACUCCUCGUAUCCCAUCUCUUUCAAGCUUGAAUACCUUGAUGCACACUAACAGCGCUGCUAAUUCCAUCAAGGAUAUGCUGAUAGAUCCAUCUGCCUCCAGCAAGAAACGAUCAUCUCUUGCCUCAGCUUUUUUACAGGAGUUAUUUGGUAAGGAGAGUAACAAUGAUGCCAAUUCCGAAGAUAGCGGUAGUAUCAAAAGCAUUGGAAUGAGUACCAGCUGCAGUAGUCAUCAUCAUCAUACGUAUCACCAAAACGACAAUAAUAGCGUAACUGAUACGCUUAGAUCGUUCAAUAGUUCAUUCUUUUUAGGCGAUGAAGGAAUUACCGAUUCAGAGGGCGAAAGUGACUCUGAAGAAACUAAAUUCGAGGAAGGAGUACUAUCAUUCAAUGCUAGGAAGUUUGCUUCGGACGAUACUCAUAGUGAUAAAGUUCCCAUGAUAGACGGAACGUUUUCUAAAGUUCCAUUUAACUCAAACGGAGAUGAAGAUGAAGAAAGCAAUGAGAAGAAAUUGAGUGUAUUUCCAGGUACGAUCACUCCUAACAAGAGUCAAAUAACGCUUAUUCCUUCCCUUGCUAGUCCCAACGAUAAUGAUGAAUCCGGGAAACCAGAUGACAUCUUAGUGAUUUCUAAACAAGUCGAUGCAAACGAUUCCCUCAAAGAGAUUCUUUUCGGGACUGAAAGCUCCAAUGAAGAAGAUAACGGUUGGUUUGGAUUUAAUACUGGAUCGCCUGAAACUUAG